AUGAAAACUAGCAGCAUCAUUUCCCUCAAGCUUUUGAUACUAUCAGCUCUUGUUAACAUCUGUAUUUCACAGGAUUUUGACUUUUUCUUCUUCGUACAACAAUGGCCAGGUUCAUUCUGUGACACCAAAAAAGGUUGCUGCUUUCCUCUGGCAGGAAAACCAGCAUCUAACUUCAGCAUUCAUGGACUUUGGCCUAAUUUCAACAAUGGAUCAUUUCCAUUUGAUUGUGAUAUUGCCCAAAACCCUUUUAACCAAUCUAAGAUAGAAGAUCUGAUUCCAAGGGUACAAACAAGCUGGCCAUCACUCUCUUGUGCAGGUAGCAAAAAGACAGACGACAACAGUACAAUCAGUGAUAAUACAAGGUUCUGGAAACAUGAAUGGGAUAAACACGGCACUUGCUCAGAGUCUAUCCUUGAUCAGCAUGCAUACUUUGAAGCUUCAUUGAAUCUCAAAGACCGCAUAAACCUUCUUCAAAUCCUUCAUGAUAAUGGAAUCAAACCAGAUGGAAACCUUUACAGUGUUUCAAACAUAACACGAGCUAUAAAAGAAGCAACUGGGUUUGGACCUGGCAUAACAUGCAACACUGAUCCAUCUGGUACUCGCCAGCUUAUUGAGAUAUAUCUUUGUGUUGACAAAUCAGCCUCCAACUUCAUUGAAUGUCCAAUACUACCAAAGGGAAUUCGAAGUUGCGCUGAGAAUGUCGAGUUCCCCAUCUUUUAA
Molecule: messenger RNA, 720 nt
Organism: Abrus precatorius (Indian licorice)
Lineage: Eukaryota; Viridiplantae; Streptophyta; Magnoliopsida; Fabales; Fabaceae
Product: ribonuclease 1-like
Exons: 4
Coding region: 1-720 (239 amino acids)
Biological process (GO): RNA catabolic process
Cellular component (GO): extracellular region
Molecular function (GO): ribonuclease T2 activity; RNA binding
Source: RefSeq, a predicted model, not a curated record